Molecule: messenger RNA, 534 nt
Organism: Cyphellophora attinorum
Lineage: Eukaryota; Fungi; Ascomycota; Eurotiomycetes; Chaetothyriales; Cyphellophoraceae
Product: Organic hydroperoxide resistance protein
Exons: 1
Coding region: 1-534 (177 amino acids)
Biological process (GO): response to oxidative stress
Source: RefSeq, a predicted model, not a curated record
AUGGCAGCCUCGUCUCUCCGAGCCCUGCGGCCCCUGACCCGCCAGACCGCCUCCCUCCUUCGCCCCAUCCAACACCGCAGCCUCAACACCGCCACAGCGCCCGUCCUCUACUCCGCCCACGCGACCGUCGUCGGCGCCCGCACGGGCCACGUCUCAUCCGAGUCCCUCAAUGUCGAUCUCACCAUGGCCAAAGCCCUCGGCGGGACGGGCGACAAGGGCAAGACCAACCCGGAAGAACUCUUCGCUGCUGGGUAUGGCGCGUGCUUCCAGUCCGCAAUGAAUGCGAGUGCGGCUAGUCUGGGGAUCAAGAUGCCUACGAAGAAGGAGGAUAGUGUGGUGGAGUCGACGGUUCAUCUCGUUGGGGAUAUGAAGGGGCUGGACAUGGGGUUGAGGGUGGAGAUGAAGGUCAAGGUCAAGGGUUUGAGUGAGGGUGAUUUCGAGAAGGUUGUGGCGAAGGCCAAGGAGGUUUGUCCGUACUCGAGAGCGACGCAGGGGAAUGUUGAGACGAAGAUCGUGACGGAGAGGUGGGAAUAA